Molecule: messenger RNA, 166 nt
Organism: Cetraspora pellucida
Lineage: Eukaryota; Fungi; Glomeromycota; Glomeromycetes; Diversisporales; Gigasporaceae
Source: the annotation of a GenBank genome assembly
AUGUUUGAAGCAACUUUUUCUAAAGCAUCUUUGUUUAAGCAUGUCAUCGAAGCAACAAGAGAGCUUGUUACUGAUGUUAAUAUUGAGUUUACAGAAUCUGGCAUUAAUUUUUCAAGCAUGGAUUUAUCAGACAUUGCACUAAUUUCUGUUCAUCUUAAUAAAGAAA